Molecule: messenger RNA, 953 nt
Organism: Porites lobata
Lineage: Eukaryota; Metazoa; Cnidaria; Anthozoa; Scleractinia; Poritidae
Source: the annotation of a GenBank genome assembly
CACGGUGGGGCACACGAACCUUGGCUAGCUCGUCUCAAAAAUGUUAGAAAUGGCCACAUGGGAUACUGGUCGGCGGAUUUGAAUAAAGCUGGCCAGUGGUUACAAAUUAAGCUUGAGGAGGAGACUGGUGACAAAACUCAACACACAGGGAAGGCCUUCCUUGCCCCUCCGCAAUGGGUAACGUCAUGCAAAAUUUCGUUUAGUUCAGACAGUGUCAAAUGGGAGGAAUACAAGAAAAAUGAUGGUUUGGAAGUAUGUGAUGGUGGAUUUCUUCCUCGAGGCCAGCUUUAACUGAGCUUGCGGUGUAGUAGGAGUCGGAGUAGUAAGCGGAGUCGCACCAUCGUUUAUAACCUGGGGAAAAUAAUGCUCAUUCCCACACUUUGAGUUUGCCUAAGUUCUUCCACCUCUACUCCCCGGAAGGGAUUUGUUUUAAAAAGUUAUCAAUAACAUUUUCAAAAAUCCAGCCUUAUUUAUUUAUUUAUUUAUUUAUUUAUUUAAAACAGUUGACUAGUUAGUUAGUUAGUUAGUUAGUUAGUUAGUCAGAUAGCUAGCUACAGUUAUUUGCCAUUCGCCACUUUGAAACGAGAAGGAAACUGAGUCGAGUUAACUUUUGCAAAGACUUCUGGGACCGUUACCAGCUUGGGACAGGGAAAAAGAUUGGCCAAUAGCUGACUGGCGAGCUCCCAGUAAGGAUCCCAGACACAUUUGUAGCACGCCGUUAAUUUCAGCUCCGGUUCCUUUUUGUUUCUAAAGUUACGAAUUGAAAUAUUGCUUUUGCCUUUCCUAAUAGGUGUCUCUAUUGAGAAUCAAAGUCUGACUUUAAAAAAGAAUGCUUCUCUGUAAACGUUGUUAUCGAAUGAAUGCAUUUCAAAGUGAUGAAUUUUAAACAAUUGUUUCCUUGCAGGUUCGCACAGCGAAUUAUGAUCGCAACACCAUCGUGUCACACGUUCUAA